Molecule: messenger RNA, 2718 nt
Organism: Trichoderma asperellum CBS 433.97
Lineage: Eukaryota; Fungi; Ascomycota; Sordariomycetes; Hypocreales; Hypocreaceae
Source: RefSeq, a predicted model, not a curated record
UCGCCAGACUCACCUCUUCCUCUUGCAAAUCCCCUUUGCUCCAACCCGCCAUCCGCCUCCGUCACCGCCGGCUUCUGCGUCUCCUUCUGCCAUCGCCGCUCUGCUUGUUUCUCUGCUCGCCCCAGGAGCUGCAGCGAGACUGCUCGAGUCGAUUGCGCGUGCACCGCCCUCGUCCCGGGCCUACGGUGUCGCGACCUCCGGCCAUUUUCUCUCCUCCCGUCACCAUCACGACGCAGAACCCGCCGCCGAACGCAGCGGAGUAACGAGCGCCUGCGACGAAUCACGCGCCUUUUCCCACUAUCCUCCUCUCUCUCUUUUUUUUCUCCCUUUCUGGUCCCCUCUAAUUUCCCUGCCACACUUGUCGCCUCGCCCACAAUGUCCUCCGGCGUGGUGCGAUCCACUGCCCUCAGAGCCGGCGGCGCCUGUGUGCGCUGCCGCAAGGGCAAGACCAAGUGCGUGUACGAGAACGGCCGCGCGCCCUGCAAGAACUGCGCAAAAGGCAUGCACGAAUGCUAUCUGCCUUCGGAGAGCAUGGCCCAUCACCACGGCCAGAGCCCAGCUCGCCAUACCGCAGCGCAUCGCCCAGCGCGCGACGCUUUGCCGGCGUCCGGGCCCGGUGCCUCUGACGCCAGACAGCCCGUUGUGGGCUCAGGCGGAGCCAGACACGUACAGGCCACCUCCGAAAACCAUGCAGGUCUCGGGAGCAUCCCUCUGAACCUCUACAUCCCUUUUGGACACAGAGGCGCAACGUCCCUGCUCUUUCCUCGGCUUACACCGGAACUCGUCGCCGAGUGCGAGCGUGUCGUGUCGAAGACAUUCCCUGCCUGCGUGGCCUUUCACAAGCCGACGUUUAUGCAACAGCUGAAAAAUGCUUCGCUUGAAUCCAGUCUCGUCUACGGUCUGUUGACUUGUGCUGCUCGGAGCUCUCCGACCCUCAUCCGUCGCUAUGGCGGCACUCCUACCGGUGCUGCGGAUACUUUUGCAGGCAAGGCCAUGUCCCUGAUUAACGCCAACUUGGACCAGCCCAACCUCGCCGACAUCCAAGCCCUCUGCCUGGUCAUCAUUCACGAAUGGGGCAGUCGAAAUGCCGUUCGCGCCUACGUCUACCUCGGCCAAGCCACGCGGCUCUUGCAGAUGUACCGGAUCCUCAAUAGCCACCACACAUCUGACACCGCCGACCAGUUCCUCCGUGAUGAGUCUUUCCGUCGCACGCUGUGGCUGACUUACAUCCUCGACUGCAUUCUCACCUCUACGCCCGGCCGGUAUCCCGCCCUGACCAUUCAAGACACUACUGACGUGGCCCUGCCCUGCUCGGACAUCAACUUCGCAUUUGGCAAUGCCGUAUACGUCAAGACUCUUCCGCAGCAGCUCGGCUUUCUCAACGGUGCUCACGAGUCACCCAACCGCCACCUGCCCAAUGGCGAGAUUGGCGAAUUUGGCCACAUUGUUAUGGCCGCCACCAUCUGGCGAGACGUUGUUGGCAUGCUUGGCGUUGCGAGCUUUCGCGAAGAAGAUUGCACAGACCUCAUUGUUAGGAUUGAAAGACUGCGAGGCAGCCUCCCCAUGCAGUUUGUUGAUAAGCCGGGCCAAAUCAACCUCCAUAUGACGAUGGGAUCUGGCUAUACUUUCGCCAUGCUUCACUGUCUCAUCCACUGCGCCAUCAUCUUCGUCCACCGUCGGCGUCUUUUGGAAGAUACCACGUCCCCCUCGUUUAACCUAGAGACAUAUCGCCACACGCCUCGAUGCCACGAGAUUGUGGACCGCCUCUUCAGCUCGUGCCAUGGCACCUUAGCUCUCCUUGCAGCGGUCGAGGCCGGCGCAGAGAAGGAUCAUGCAAUUUGCUUGCCCAUCUUCAUGCUCUUCUCCGCAUUCACUGCUAGUGCAACUAUUGCUUUCCUCUCCCUCAAGGGGCUGACACCCCCCAACGCCGUCGAGACGGCAGCGCACAUUGUCAAGGACGGUUUGCGAUUUAUGCACGAUGGCAAUGAGAACUGGCCUCUGAUGAACAGCUGGCUCAGGCACCUGACUGUCAUGCAACGUGUCCUCCACAAUGAUGCCGCUGCCGCCAUGAUGGCGUCUAGACACGGCUCUCACCCUCACCUUGCCCCGGUGCCGGGUAUCAAGGAUGAAAUGUCAUCAAAUGGUGAUACAAAUCAAGAUGCUAUGGAGUAUGACCAGCAAUCCGCCGCUGGAGCUAUUCCUGGCCAGCAGCAUGGCUCUGCGCCUCGCUCAGUAUCUGGCUCUGCUCGUGGAGACAGCGAGCCUCCUAUUUCCCUUCCCAGGCGACCCGGCGUUACGACCAUUAACGGGGGAUCUAACAACAUCUCCACCUCGGGCACCGCAUCGCCUCCAUCUGGCGGUGCUCCGCAAGCGAACAUGCAGGUUCACGAUGUCAAGCAACCGAGUCCCGAGAUGAUGACCAACGGUAUGGUUUCGGUCCAAGACGGCCAGGCUACGAGCCAGGACAUGACUGCGCCUGAGCUAUGUGAAGCGUUUGAGCGCCAGCUUUUGGAUCUCGAUGACCUCGCUGCCUUUAUGGGUGGCGGAGUUUGACUCGAAUCCAUCCAUGACGAUGCAUCACAAUUGGCUAUUACGGACGGGGCCAUGAUGCUUAUGACUCUUUCCGGAUACGCAGCGACAUAACAUAGACUGGGCGGCCAAACUUCCGGACUUUCUCUUAUUCUUUCUUUCUUUAGCAAGAGCGCAUAAGAUGGGAUU